Molecule: messenger RNA, 481 nt
Organism: Pezoporus occidentalis (night parrot)
Lineage: Eukaryota; Metazoa; Chordata; Aves; Psittaciformes; Psittacidae
Gene: NDUFB4
Product: NADH:ubiquinone oxidoreductase subunit B4
Exons: 3
Coding region: 18-425 (135 amino acids)
Cellular component (GO): mitochondrion
Source: RefSeq, a predicted model, not a curated record
GGCGCCCUGUGUCCAAGAUGGCGUCGGAGGCGCCUGUGAGCGCCGCCGAGCGCUACCGGCCCAACCGCUUCGUCUCGCUGCCGGCCGAGCUCGACCGCAGCACCUUCGACGUGCCGCCGGAGAGCCGCCGUGCUGAGGCCGAGCGCUUAGCUAUCCGCGCCCGGCUCAAGCGGCAGUACCAGCUGCAGCUGAACAACCCCAACCGUCCGCCAGUCAUCGAAAACCCUGCCCUGACCCGCUGGGUCUACGCCCGGACGCACAAUGUGUACCCUACCUUCCGCCCGACACCGAAGACGUCCUUCCUAGGGCUUGUUUUUGGCCUAGGCCCUCUCCUCUUCUGGGCUGCUGUCUUCAAGUUUGAAAGGGAUCACAAAGAGAAGCUUAUCAAGGAAGGUAAAUACGAGCGACCGUUCAGUUUAUUUUAAGCUCCUGGAACUGCAGUGCUGCUGAUGGCAUAUAAAUAAAAUAAGAUGUAUUGUUA